Myotis lucifugus (little brown bat) is the source of this 2245-nucleotide messenger RNA. RefSeq names its product bisphosphoglycerate mutase (gene BPGM). The coding region runs from base 199 to 978 and encodes 259 amino acids. Gene Ontology annotation, biological process: glycolytic process. The record is from RefSeq and is a predicted model, not a curated record. The transcript has 3 exons. Gene Ontology annotation, molecular function: intramolecular phosphotransferase activity. NCBI's taxonomy places the organism in Eukaryota, Metazoa, Chordata, Mammalia, Chiroptera, Vespertilionidae.
AGCGCUAGGACCUGCCCCUCUGGCGCCCGGGCUAGAAAAGAGCGUUGAUGCCGGCCACAGGGAUGAGUCCUAGGCGGCGCUGCCUGCCCGGCGGCGGCUCUGAGGAGCGGGUGCUGCUGCUGGUGGCCUCUUUGCAGAUGUAUUUCUGUCAUUGAACAUUGGCCCAUUUGAAGGCACGAGGGAAGCUCAGCCAUCAGUAUGUCCAAGUACAAACUGAUCAUGUUAAGACAUGGGGAGGGGGCUUGGAACAAAGAGAAUCGUUUUUGUAGCUGGGUGGACCAGAAACUUAACGAUGAAGGCUUGGAGGAAGCUCGAAACUGUGGGAAGCAACUCAAAGCGCUAAACUUUGAGUUUGAUCUAGUAUUCACAUCCGUUCUUAAUCGGUCCAUCCACACAGCCUGGCUGAUCCUGGAAGAGCUAGGGCAGGAGUGGGUUCCUGUGGAAAGCUCCUGGCGUCUGAAUGAGCGUCACUACGGAGCCUUGAUCGGUCUCAAUAGGGAGAAAAUGGCUUUGAAUCAUGGCGAAGAGCAAGUGAGGAUCUGGAGAAGAAGCUACAAUGUGACCCCGCCACCCAUUGAAGAGUCUCAUCCUUACUACCAGGAGAUCUACAGUGACCGGAGGUAUAAAGUGUGCGAUGUACCUGUGGAUCAGCUGCCACGGUCUGAAAGUUUAAAGGAUGUUCUGGAGAGACUCCUUCCCUUUUGGAAUGAAAGGAUUGCUCCUGAAGUGUUACGUGGCAAAACCAUUCUGAUAUCUGCUCAUGGAAAUAGCAGUAGGGCACUCCUGAAACAUCUGGAAGGUAUCUCAGAUGAAGACAUUAUCAACAUUACUCUUCCCACUGGCGUCCCCAUUCUCCUGGAACUGGAUGAGAACCUGCAUGCUGUUGGGCCUCACCAGUUCCUGGGUGACCAAGAGGCUAUCCAAGCAGCCAUUAAGAAAGUAGAUGAUCAAGGAAAAGUGAAAAAAGCUGCAAAAUAAAGUUUUUCCCAAGUGUUGGCUAGGAAUAGCUACAAAAAGGAGUGGCAUGCAGUGUGUUAUAGGUGCUGAUCUCUCCCUCUCCUCUCUCUCCCUUUUCCUGAUUUUUCCAGAGCUAGGCUGUGGGGUAACGUUUGUAUCGGUAACUAGGUAACUUAUGUUGGCCCAGAUAAAGACUUUAGGGUGCCUGAGUGCUUAUGUCAUAAAUCUUAUGGGUUAGCUCUCCUGCUGGCCCUGUUUUGAGUUAAAUUACUCAGCAGUGGGGCUUAAUGUCAUAAGUUUCUUAGAUGGUAGAGUGAUUAUGGAGGUAGAGUUUAAGGUAUUCAUCAUUCAACAAAUCAUUAUGAAGUCACCACUGACAGGUACUAAUUAGUGCAGUAAGUAGUUCACUUUUAUAUUUACUAAGACUUUCUGGGAUGAUAGGAGAGUAUAUUAGAUAACUAUACUUAAGUAUUUAUUAUUAGUCUUUUCCUCUAGGAAAAGGGAUGUUUUAAUAGUUAAGAUGAGAGGCCCAUUAAAUGGGAAAGCCACAGAUGGGUUCCUCCACAACAGCCAGCAAUAAACAGCAAGGCCCUUUGCCCUGUCUCUAGUCCAGAGACUCCUUUGACAUAUGGUGGAAUUCCUCUUUGGCAGUUAGAAUUAGCAGCACAUAGACAACUAUAGCUGUUUGUGUUCUCUUAUUUUUGUUUCUUGAACUUUAAUCCUUGGGUACUUAAAAUUGGUUUUAAAAUAAAGUUCUGUGACCAAAAAUGAUAUCCCCAAGUAUCUCUAUGUGAUUCAUAAAUAUUAGAUAAAGGCCUCUGAACUGAAGCCUUCUGCUUGUAUCUUCCUGUAACACUCAGAGUUGCACCUUUUUUUCAACACAUAGACACUCUAAUUCUCUAUAAAUUAAAGGUUGGUGUCAGGAUGUAUAACACAGUGAUGUAAUUUUAUUCACAUGAGCAAGGGAAAUGAUAUCUUGGAGUUUGUCACAUACAUUUAUUGUUCAUCUGCUGAGGGCUAAGAGUAGCCAGGGUAGGCCAUGGACAGAAUUGAUUGCUUAUCAAUCUUAAUGAUACUGUUUUCCAUAGUAUAUUUUUAAAUACUAUAGUUAUGUAAGUCAUUUCUUUAAGGAACAUAUAUUUCAAUGAUAAAUUCAUGUAAAAAUUUGUAGCUGUAAUAGAUGUUAUAGAUAUUUACCAUUUUUUAUGACUUUCCAUGGGUGGAUUAGCUCAUUGUAUCCAUGUUAUAAUAAAACUGGCAUUAGAAGAAAACUAAUUCUAAAACCCUU